This is a messenger RNA of Protopterus annectens (West African lungfish), 2365 nucleotides long. It is a transcript of the gene TBCE, whose product is annotated as tubulin folding cofactor E. Bases 103 to 1581 code for a protein of 492 amino acids. The record is from RefSeq and is a predicted model, not a curated record. Gene Ontology annotation, cellular component: cytoplasm. The transcript is spliced from 17 exons. Lineage: Eukaryota; Metazoa; Chordata; Ceratodontiformes; Protopteridae. Gene Ontology annotation, biological process: protein folding. Gene Ontology annotation, molecular function: alpha-tubulin binding.
UGGAUUAUUUAAACGCGGACCGGUAUUGGCGGAGGUGCUAGUGCUUUUAUUAGGAGUCGCUCAGUAAUCUAAUGAGACCCUGCAAAUAAUACUGCUUCAAACAUGACUGAUUCAAUACCUUGUGAUGCUAUAGGGAGAAGAAUUAUUUGUGAUGAGGAGUAUGCAACAGUACGGUAUGUUGGAAGUGUACCACCUACAGCAGGGCUGUGGCUUGGAGUAGAGUGGGACAAUCCCGAAAGAGGCAAACACAGUGGUACAUAUGAAGGAGUCCAGUAUUUUAAAUGCAGUCACCCUACAGGAGGUUCGUUUAUUCGUCCUAAGAAGGCAGACUUUGGUGUGGAUUUCAUUUCAGCAGUAAACAAACGCUAUGGUCUGCAUAAUGAAGUCGGCUCUGGAGAUGGAAAUGAUGAAGAACUAAUCCUGGGAAACAUGCCUGUGGAGAAAGUUGGGUUUGAAGACAUAAAGACAAAACAAAGUGAUCUGGAAAAUCUUGGAGAUAUUUCUGUUCGAGAAUGUAGAGUAAGCCAUGCUGGCCUGAAUAGUGAUAUUCACCAGAGAUGUCCAAAUAUAUAUUCAAUAAAUUUGUCCAGAAACUUGCUGUCUUCAUGGAGCAAAGUUGCAGAUAUUACACGACAGCUCAAUAAACUGAAUUCACUUGAUCUCAGUGAAAAUAAACUACAAAUUCUAUGCAGACCAGCCUCCCUAGCAGAUGCAUUUACCAGUCUUACAGAAUUAGCACUUACCAAAAAUGGAAUCACAUGGACUGAGGUUCUUAUGUGUGCUCCCAUGUGGCCAAAUCUCAAGAAACUAUAUCUUUCCUACAAUGCCAUUACCCAUUUAGAAAGGCCUGUUGGUGUUCUGCAGUCAUUGGAAUUGCUAGACCUAAGCUACAAUGCACUUUCAGAUGGAAAUGAACUUAAAUACAUUGGUUGCCUUCCAAGACUAGAAACACUCAUGCUUUUAAGGACAGGGAUUUCUUCUAUAUGCUUUGACGAUGUAGGCCAAGGUUUCAAAACAUCAUUGUUCCCAGCACUGAAAGUGUUAUCUGUUGCCAGAUGUAAUGUAUCUAAAUGGUCAUUUAUAAAUGAGCUGAAUAAACUUCAGAGACUAGAGCAUUUGAUUUGCACUAAUAAUCCCCUGAUGGAUACAGAGAAGAAUCCAGAGACUGUGAGGCAGCUUAUCAUUGCAAAAAUAGGUCAGCUAAAAAUGCUCAACAAGUCUGCGAUUGUGCCGGAUGAAAGGAAAGGAGCAGAACUGGACUAUCGUAAGCUGUUUGGAGAGGAGUGGUUAAAGGAAGGGGGAAAUGCAGAUCCUGAGAAAAACAAACCUUCUGAGAGAUUCGUUGUUGAACAUCCCAGAUACCAGUUCCUUAUAGAAAAAUAUGGUGCCCCUGAAGAUGGUGAACUCAAGCGGCAACAGCCAAUUGCACUGAAAAAUCAGCUGCUUUGUAAGUGUUACCAUCAAUUGUCCAGACAAAACAGACCAGAAACCUAUAGAAAAGAAACUUCCAGAGUCUAUGACCAUCCUGAAAGUCAAAAGUCUGAUAAGCCGUCUUCUAAAAACCUCUCAUAUGGACUUUAGGCUGUCAUACACAAGUGUGAAGAUGUCAGGUAAAGAAAUUGAAAUGGAUUGUGACCUGAAGCCCUUAAACUUCUACUCAAUAGAAAAUGGAGACUGCAUACUGGUGCGCUGGUAGUAUCUGGUCAUUUAUGGGGACUGACAUCAGCAAAUACGUGUACUCCGAAAAUGGGAACAGUUUUUCUCAGCUGUGUACUACUGCAGGACAUUUUCAGGUGUGCACUCCACCAUAUAACAAUACCUGAAGCCUGAAGUCACUUUUGCUGUGAACUUUUUGUCCACGUUUGUCCAGUGGAAGAGACUGCAUGUUUAGAAAUGAGUGUCCCUGAUGCAGUUUGACUAGUUAGAGUGAUGGGCUAAUAGAAAUCUGGGAAACACAAACCUAAUGCAGAUGUAUGAGGUGCAGUGUUCAUGUAUACAUAAUUCAUUAGCCUUAACUGGUUUGUCUUCCUAACAAAAAAACAAGCAUUCUGGUAGCCAGGCCUUCAAUAAAGGCUGACAUCCUCUGUUAGAAAAUCUGUAUCAAAUACCAAAAGGACUUUUAACCCCAGAGAGUGUCAUCUGUUUUAUUGCCACUCCUCCAUAUUUGUUGUUUAUAGUAAUUUACAGCAUCAUGAAUGUACUAUCUUGUAUUAAAAAAGUAUUUUAUUCCCUAAACAAGAUUGUGUCAGCUUCUUGAUAGCAAUGUAUCAUUGUGAUAAAACAUUUUCUCAUAGAACUGGUUGUAUGUAAUAAUGAAAUAUUUAUAGAUGAAUACAUUUAUUUUUUGUGUGUGAUAGAACUGAAA